Molecule: messenger RNA, 792 nt
Organism: Strongylocentrotus purpuratus (purple sea urchin)
Lineage: Eukaryota; Metazoa; Echinodermata; Echinoidea; Camarodonta; Strongylocentrotidae
Product: CUB and sushi domain-containing protein 2-like
Exons: 3
Coding region: 1-765 (254 amino acids)
Source: RefSeq, a predicted model, not a curated record
AUGUGCGUGAGGGAAUCUGACAACGGAACAGAAGUUGGUUUGGUCGGUUAUGGUGAAUCUUUGACGAUCGUUUCAACAAACUAUCCAGACAACUAUCCAAAUAACAUCAACACUCAAUGGCUUGUUUCUGGACCAGCAGACGACCAGAUCAUGGCAGUUUUUAGCACUUUUGAUCUGGAAUACAACCAUGACUUCUUGAGGGUUGGUUCUGGUCUUGAUCCAGAUGAUACAGCAUCAUUAUUGGCUACUCUCUCAGGUUCUUCUCUACCUGAUAUCAUAGUCUCUAACAACAAUGAGAUGUGGCUGGUUUUUACCUCAGACGGUUCAAAUACAGAGCUUGGGUUUAGGGUUAACAUCGAAGUUUCUAUUGCAAGAAACUAUACAGAUCUUGGCAACGGAACAGAAGUUGUUACCUUUGGUUUUGGCGAGUCUUUGACGAUCGUUUCACCAAAUUACCCAAACAACUAUCCAAAUAACGUCAACACUCAAUGGCUUGUUUCUGGACCAGCAGACUACCAGAUCAUGGCAGUUUUUAGCACCUUUGAUCUGGAAUUCUACUCUGAUAUCUUGAGGAUUGGGUCUGGUCUUGAUCCAGAUGAUACAGCAUCAUUAUUGGCUACUCUCUCAGGUUCUUCUCUACCUGAUAUCAUAGUCUCUAACAACAAUGAGAUGUGGCUGGUUUUUACCUCAGAUGUUUCAGUUACAGAGCCUGGGUUUAGGGUAAACUUCGAAGUUUAUACUCCAAGAAACUAUAUAGGUAAUUGAUGAACUAUCUGUCUCGGCUUUUAUUUU